AUGGCCAUGAUUGAUGUCUCUCGGCAGAGGAGGUCGCUCCUGAAGGAUGCGGCUGCAUUGGACCAUCUGCCCGCUGAAUUACUUGAAAUCAUCAAGCAUCAGUCGUCGACGAAGCUCUUCGAUGCUGUAUCAGAAGCUGCGCUCAUACCAUCACUUACAGAGAGAAUCUUUGUGCAUUUCGAAGAUGUGUUUUCAGACAUUUGCGCACGAUGGAUUCUCAACGCCGGCAACGGACCACGCCGGUUAUUGAUUGCAUCAGCUAUCGCCAGGAUUUUGCCAUUUGCGCCGUAUCUCUCGACUUUUCUUCAAUGUUCCGGCAGGGCUGGAGAGGGAGCGGCGCAGGGACCUUCGCUUCACUUGGUGCUGCCGACCCUUGAUGGAGCGAAUUUGGGGUUGGAUGCAGAUGCGUUGCUGCAGGCUUUAUUAACAUACUGGAGGCUCUUCAGCUUCGACCUGAGAACUUUCAGCUCAUUAAUUCCACCCGAGUACCUGCAGAGCUUGUUUGCGCAUGAGAGCCGGGCAGUGAGAUAUCUUGCGAUUCGCAUCUUCUGCCAGCUGUUCCACGCCUCCGACUUCAAACUCGAGUCGCUUAUCGAAACACACGUCGGCAAUGCAAAUGCCAUCACUGCCGAUUUCGACGGUGCAUCGGUGGAUUAUGGGUUUCUGUCGCUGCAUGAGCAAGCGCGUGCCAAGAAGAUCAUCGCAUUGCGGCAGCAGGUGAAGCGAUAUGCUCAGGAAUCCGAACAUGAUUGCCAGCCUUUACUCCAGUCUCUCACCCAGCAUGCGGUGUCCUAUGGCAACAUCGUUCUCCCACGACCAUCCGUACCGACUGGAGGCCCAUCGGACCUUGUCGUGACGGCCACAACUACUAAUAAUCUCGAACGGCUCGCUGCCAUGAUUCGCAAUCCCGAACCUAUCCUUCUUCAUGGUCUGCCGGGUGUUGGAAAGACGGCGCUGGUCCACGAAAUGGCCAAGCAACUCGGCAUGUACUCCAGCAUGGUUACGCUGCACUUGAACGAGCAAACAGACGCAAAGAUGCUCAUAGGCCUGUACUCGACGGACUCCAAACCGGGCAGCUUUUCGUGGCGUCCAGGUGUACUAACCACAGCCAUCAAGGAAGGCAGAUGGGUAUUAGUAGAAGAUCUCGACCGAGCCCCUACCGAAGUUCUCAGCACUUUCCUUCCUCUCAUUGAGCGAAACGAACUAUUGAUCCCGAGCCGAGGAGAGAGGAUAAAAGCUGCUAAUAGCUUCCGCCUUUUUGCGACUGUGAGGACAUCAAUGGGUAUGAACGGACGCGAAAAUCUGCCUAGCAUUGUCGGCAUGCGAUUCUGGCAAUCCCUGUAUACAGAGCCCAUGGUUCAACCAGAGUUGGAGGAGGUGGUUCUGCAGACGCAUCCUAUUCUGCAAAAGUUUCUUCCCGGAAUAAUCGCUGUCUAUGGUCGGCUGGCUCAAGUCAGCAGCGGAUCUCGAUCAUUUUCCCGCGGACGAGCACUUAUGGAUCGACAGAUGAAUCUCAGGGAUUUGUUGAAAUGGUGUCGGCGACUGCAGGAGUGCCUGCUAGCUGCGGGUUCGACGACUGGAGACGAACCAAUAACCGAGACCACGCGAGACUGGAUGUUCAUGGAGGCGGUCGACUGUUUUGUGGGAAGCUGUCCGGAUGAUGAGCUUGGCAGACAACUCAUAUAUGCCAUUGCGGAAGAGAUGCAUUUGUCCAAAGAACGGGCAGACCAUUAUUUGACUGCCAAUAUACCCCCUUUGGAAGAGAAUGAUGUUCAAUUCAGCAUUGGACGAGUCCAGUUGCGGAAAAAGAAGACUGUGAACCGGCUGCAAAAGUCAAAACGACCAUUUGCAAGCACUUCGCAUGCCAAGAAGCUCUUGGAACAGAUCGCUGUAGCAGUCAAGCUCAACGAACCGGUGCUUCUUGUCGGAGAGACUGGUAUAGGAAAAACAACAGUCGUUCAGCAGUUGGCUGAGUCGCUUGGUCAUAAGCUUAUCGCGGUCAAUCUUUCACAGCAGAGCGAGGUGGGCGACCUUUUGGGUGGCUUCAAGCCCGUCAACGUCCGAAGUCUUGCGGUGCCCCUGAAAGAGGAAUUCGAAGAUCUGUUUUCGGCAACGGGAAUAUCUGCAUCCAAGAAUCAAAAGUAUCUAGAGCAGGUCGGAAAAUGCCUUGCCAAAGGACAGUGGUCAAGACUAUCCAAACUGUGGAGGGAAGCCCCCAAAAUGUUUCUCAAAAUUGUGUCUGAGUUGGAGCGGGCUCACUCAGAGAAGGCUGAGGCGAGAAACGGAGAUGAUUCCCAACCCACAAAGAGACGGAAGACCCAGUCUAAGCUGCAAACGCUGCUGGAACUCAAGCCUAGAUGGGAUCAGUUUGCCCGCACUCUCGAGCAAUUUGAUAUACAAAUCUCAGGUGGAAACGCCUUCGCAUUCUCAUUUGUGGAAGGAAAUUUGGUAAAGGCCGUCAGAAAUGGCGACUGGGUUCUUUUGGACGAAAUUAACCUGGCCUCUCCAGACACCCUUGAGAGCAUUACAGAUCUCUUGACCGGACCUAACGAGAGGCCAUCCAUCCUUCUCUCUGAAACGGGAGAGAUUGAAAAGAUUGUGGCGCACCCAAACUUUCGCAUAUUUGGUGCAAUGAAUCCCGCGACCGAUAUUGGAAAAAGAGAUUUGCCUAUUGGUAUCCGAUCGAGGUUCACUGAACUUUAUGUGAAAAGCCCCGAUAAAGACUUGAAGGAUCUCCUCACUAUUAUCAAGACAUACUUGGGCAAUGGCAGCAACAAGAACGGCCAAGCGGGAGACGAUAUCGCACGCCUGUAUCUCAACACGAAGCGAAUGGCAGAGGAGAAGCGUUUGGUAGACGGAGCGAAUGAAGUUCCUCACUUCAGUCUCCGUACGCUAACUCGAGUGCUGAGCUAUGUCAACACGAUAGCUCCCUUUUAUGGUUUAAGACGAGCAAUGUAUGAGGGAUUCUCCAUGGGUUUCUUGACAUUACUGGACCGAAACUCUGAGAAGAUGCUUCUGCCGCUAAUCUAUCACCACCUUUUGGACAAGCAUGGAAAUCCGCAGUCAUUACUUUCUCAGCCUCCAAAGCAUCCGGGUGACGGCAGGCAGUAUGUCAAGUUUCAAAACCAGAGCCGGGAUCGACAAUACUGGCUCUUUCAAGGCGAGCAGACACCUAUCGAGAGAGAUGAUUACAUCAUUACUCCUUAUGUGGAGAGAAAUCUUCUCAAUCUUGUCCGAGCGACAUCCACCAGGCGUUUCCCUAUCCUGAUCCAAGGACCUACAUCGGCUGGUAAAACAAGUAUGAUUGAAUAUUUGGCAAAUUUUACCGGAAACAGAUUCGUCCGAAUCAACAACCACGAGCAUACCGAUCUUCAAGAAUAUCUGGGCACUUACAUCUCGGGGGCAGAUGGGAAAUUACGCUUUCAGGAGGGUCUUCUCGUCCAGGCCAUGCGACAGGGACACUGGAUCGUUCUUGAUGAGUUGAACUUGGCACCGACUGAUGUACUCGAGGCUCUCAAUCGUCUACUUGAUGAUAACCGUGAGCUGUUAAUUCCUGAGACCCAGGAGGUUGUUAAGCCUCACGAAAACUUCAUUCUCUUUGCCACCCAGAAUCCUCCUGGUCUUUAUGGAGGCAGAAAAGUGCUAUCUAGGGCGUUCCGAAAUCGAUUCCUCGAACUUCAUUUCGACGACAUUCCUGAAGAUGAAUUGGAAUACAUUCUUCAGCAGCGAAGCCGCAAUACCUCACCUCCCGACUGCAGGCGUAUCGUCAAUGUCUACAAGGAACUAUCACGACUCCGUCAAACUAGCAGACUUUUUGAGCAAAAAGACAGCUUCGCCACUCUUCGAGAUCUAUUUCGAUGGGCUCUCAGAAGUGCAGACACGCGCGAAGAGAUUGCUGCACAUGGUUUCAUGCUUUUGGCCGAAAGAGUUCGCAACGAGGAGGAACGAACAGCCGUCAAGGAGGUUAUUGAAAAAGUGUUCAAAGUUAGCCUUAAUUCCCAGGACCUUUACUCUGCAGAACUGGCACCAGAACUGAAGCACAUUGCUCAUCGGGCUAAUGCGCAAGGUGUUGUUUGGACUCACGCAAUCAGGAGGUUGUAUGUGCUGGUGUCUCGAGCGUUACAGAAUAACGAGCCGGUUCUUUUGGUUGGUGAAACUGGUUGCGGCAAGACAACAGUUGUCCAGCUGCUCGCAGAGAUUCUGGGCAGACAAUUGCAUAUUGUGAAUGCUCACCAGAAUACGGAGACUGGAGAUAUCAUUGGUUCUCAGCGUCCUAUCCGAAACAGGGGCGCCAUCAUUGAGGCACUAGACGCUGAUGUCACUGAGGUCUUGAGACACUGCAAUGUUGAUGUAUCUGGGACGGCGGCAGAUAGGCUGCACAGAUACAAAUCCCUCGAUAAAGCAUUUCUUGAUGGCAUCCCCGAGCAGACAAAGGAGAGGAUUGCGUCGAACGAGACCAGGAGCAUGGCCUUGUUUGAGUGGUCCGAUGGUGCUCUCGUUGAGGCCAUGCGAGGCGGUCACUUCUUUCUCCUCGACGAGAUCUCAUUGGCCGACGAUUCGGUUCUGGAACGACUCAAUUCCGUCCUUGAGCCUCAGCGAACGCUUCUGUUAGCUGAAAAGGGAGUGGAUAAUUCAUUUGUCGUUGGCGCAGACGGCUAUCAGUUCUUUGCCACCAUGAAUCCCGGAGGUGACUUUGGCAAGAAAGAGCUUUCCCCGGCUUUACGAAACCGAUUUACCGAAAUCUGGGUUCCCCCGUUGUCAGAGAGCGAUGAUAUCUACGACAUUACUCGGACGAAGUUGACCGAGGCCGCAAAGAGCUAUGCUGAAGCUGUGGUGCGAUUUGCGGCUUGGUUUGGCGCUACGUUUCGACCGAUGGCCACUGCUCCAUUCUCAGUGAGAGAGGUUCUCGCCUGGGUUCAAUUCAUCAAUGCAUCGGCAGAUCAGGAUGUCGUGCUAUCAAUAGUUCAUGGAGCCGCUGCUAUCUUUAUUGAUAGCCUGGGUGCCAACCCAUCCGCUAUCUUGGCAACAGACAUUAACGCGAUCCACCGCCAACGGGUGGACUGUUUAACCAAGCUGGGGCAACUUCUUGGCCGGGAUGUUUCUGCUACCUACCAGACUCAGCCUGAACUCGACGUCACGGAAUCUCACUUAACCAUUGGAGGAUUCAGUGCAGUUCGGACGGCAGACGCUUCUAAUCCUUCAAGUUUUGCCUUCCAUGCGCCAACUACUCGUCUAAACGCCAUGAGAGUGAUACGAGCGAUGCAAACCCAAAAGCCCAUCUUGUUAGAAGGCAGCCCUGGUGUUGGUAAAACGUCUCUGGUGGUUGCCUUGGCGCAAGCCUGCGGCCGGCCGCUGACCAGAAUCAACCUGUCAGACCAAACCGAUCUAAUGGAUCUGUUUGGAACGGAUGUCCCAGUUGAGGGAGAAGAAGCAGGUAACUUUGCAUGGAGAGAUGCGCCAUUCCUCCAAGCAAUGCAAAAGGGCGAAUGGGUUCUUCUCGAUGAGAUGAACCUUGCUUCUCAGUCUGUAUUGGAGGGUUUGAACGCCUGCUUGGAUCAUCGUGGUGAAGUAUACAUCUCUGAACUCGAUCAAGUGUUCAAGCGCCAUCCAAACUUCCGUCUCUUUGCAGCUCAGAAUCCCCACCACCAGGGUGGCGGCCGUAAGGGACUUCCCGCUUCAUUCGUCAACCGGUUCGUCGUUGUAUACGCCGAUGUCUUCAAAGAUGAUGAUCUCAAAUUGAUCGCCAGCCACAGCUUCCCGCAGCUGUCCGCUGAGAUCAUCAGUUUGCUGAUCCAAUUUGUAACGCAGAUUGAGCACCAUAUUAUGGUCGAAAAGACUUUUGGCGCGCAAGGUAGUCCGUGGGAGUUCAACCUCCGAGAUGUCCUCAGAUGGCUCAACCUACUGAGCUCGCCCGACCCGCUCCUGAAGACUCGUCAUGUGGAAGACUUCCUUGACAUCGUAAUUAGACAGCGUUUCCGCACUGAAGCCGACCGUGCUGAAGUAGACAAGAUUUUCCGGCACGUUAUUAGCUGGCAACCACGCUCUCGCCACUUCUACCAUGAUCUCGGGUCUCGAUUUGGCCAAGUUGGUCUUGCUUUACUAGACAGGAACUUGAACUCCCAGCCAGAGAGGCUUCCUAGUAUUGACAUUGUACCAAGGCUCCCGGAGCUCGAAUCCAUCAUGCUCUGUGUGAAGCAGAAUAUCCCUUGUAUUCUCAGCAGCCCUUCAGGAUAUGGCAAGUCUGUGCUGUUGAAAUAUGUUGCAGCACUCGCCGGAAAGCCCCUAGUCGUGUUCCCCAUGAAUGCAGACAUUGAUACUAUGGAUUUGGUUGGUGGCUUUGAACAAGCGGAUCCUCUGAGAGAGAUCAAUGCCACUCUCCGGAACCUGAGAGAUUUCCUUCAGGAUUCAGUCAUGUCAGUUGUUCCUGCACAGGCCACGAGUGAAGUGCUGCAGCUGCUUCAUCAGCUCGACAACUAUAAUGGCGAUAGUGACAGCAUCGUUACUAUUCGAACCACGAUAGAGACUUUGCUGCAGCAGAUUGCUGCCGGUUCUGAAGUGUCCAUCUCGCUUUCUCGUGCUCUGGAGAUUCUUCGCAGCCCUUUAGUGCUCUCAAAUCCUCGAUUCGAGUGGUUAGAUGGUGUGAUUGUCAAGGCUUUGGAGACUGGCCAGUGGCUGGUGUUGGACAACGCCAACAUGUGCAAUGCUUCCGUUUUGGAUCGAUUGAACUCUUUGCUUGAACCCAAUGGAUUCCUCAGCAUCAAUGAGCACUGCGGCCCUGGAGGAGAACCUAGGAUUGUCAAGCCUCAUCCUGAGUUCCGAAUUUUCUUGACCAUGGAUCCCCGCCAUGGUGAGCUUUCUCGUGCCAUGAGGAACCGUGCCAUAGAGAUUCACAUCUACACUCCACCGCCGGUCCUGGAUGCUUGCCUUGCUAGGAUGUCGCAUGUUGAGAGCUCUCUCCAACGAUACCUCAAAUCCAUAGAAUAUUCGGAGUCACUACUAUCUGAAGGUGCCGACCCGGAAGCCAGUCUGGUUUCUCUGGAGAACCUUUCUAUCCAGGACGUUACUCUUCUCCCAAGAUUCGUCAGUUCCAGGACAACUGAACGCACCACAUACUUGAACCUCGUACAAGGAUUUUUGACGCUUCUACAGUCGCCACUUGGAUCGCGGUUACAAUUAUCUCUCAAAGAGUUGUAUUCAACCUUGGCUGGUGCUGCCUCAGAUGCACUGGCAAAUGCACAGCCACUCCAUCCUCUCAACAAUAUUACUGUCAGCAAUAUGCUUCCCUCGGUCGACUUGGCUAGGUGGAAUGCGGCUCGUUAUGAUACAUACCGACACUUGUAUCACAUCCAAAGCAUUCUUGACUCGCAGCAAACGCAAGCUCGCUCGGCAAAGUUGAUCUCUCUAAAUAGACUACAGAGAUCUCUCAUCAGUGGUCGUGUGGCAGCUGUGUCGAAGGACUCUACUGUGAAGUUGGCUACGUUUGUCUCUUCAAUUUUGACUGCUAUGACUGAGUUUUUCGGCCUCGAAAUGCUGUCUCAUGAUACUUGGGAGGUAAGUUAUGCGCUAUGCUUCAAGGUCGAACGAGUUGUUAAUGCAUUAUACCAGGGUACUCAGUUCAUUAGAGCUAUUCGAUACUACAUGGACCGCACAAUUGCUCUUGCGACAAAGGGUGAUUUUGACGAGGCAGUUUUCCAGGCCCAUUUGGCACAGGGUACAGCGCUCCUAGGGAAACAGAUCCUGGCUGCGAAAUCCGAUAAUAACCGUCAGCUUUCCACCUACAUACUGGGAAGAUUGGAGGACGACUUUGAUGGCGGAUUCAAACUGAGCACCGGUUUGAGUAUGGAAUCGCUCUGGAACCUGAUGAGACCAAUCCCUAUUCCUGAUAAGUCAGUUCUUGAUCGGUCUGUUGAACUUGACCGACUGGGCGCCAGAUUUGAUAACCUACGAUGGAAAGCUGGAGCCUCUGUUGUUGAUUUGUCGAAAGCUCAGCAGACUCUUGAGCAAGCUUACAAAAUCAUCAGAGACGGCGUUGUUGCAACGGAUGGAUUGGUCAAAGAUCUCAUCACGGGAAUCGAGUCUCUGGAGAGCCGUAUUGCUGACGAAGAAGUCGAACUGUUGCCAUUUUUGGCGAAUGAAUUCGAGUCCCUGAGGCAAUUUGACGUUCUUCGAUCUGUUUCGCCCAAUAUUAUUUGGGAGAGCGGAUUCCGAGAUCUCUCCAUUUUGUCAAAUGUCCCAACCAAAACAAGAUUAUCGCUUGUGAGUGCCACUAGAGAAGCGGCACUUUUACAGUCAAUGGAUUGUUUAGUCCACCAGGAUCAAUUCCCAUGGGAUGGAACGUUUACACCCAUCUUGUGGUCAAAACUGCAGUCUAUGGGUGGAGUUAGUCUUGGAUCUCUGGCAUUGCUUGAUGUGGAGUUGCCGGCUAUGGGACGACAUAUCGCUUCGCUGUCUGCUGAAGUAGCUGCCGACCCGUUACCAAAGCUGAACAAUAUUCUUCAGCAGCUGAUUUUCGAAGUAUUUGGUGCUCAUUCAGCGAGCCUUAAGGAAGCUGCAAUUCACGCCUAUCUCAGCGCAGAGGAACAGGCCAAGGCCAACGGCGAUAUGGCUGUUAAUCUCUUUGAUAACUUCCUGAGAACUAUUGAGCCUCUCCAUCUCCAGCAGGUAGCCGAGCAACAUCUGGUUCCGGCUAUGGCUUCUCUGCUAGAGAAGAAAAACCAUGGUCGACACACAUAUUUGUCUGCACUGGCAUGGACUCACUUCAGCGUUGGCGUCCUCAAGCUCUACGUUCCUGACCGCGUCUUUGAUCCUCAGCUACGCCCAAAGAUGGAAAGAGAAUUCUUUGAGGAGCUUCAGAAUGGCAUUUCUGACAAGAUAUCUUCACUUGUUGCCUUUGAAAGCAAGUUUACUGGACAGAAGACAAAUGAGCGUAUUGAACUGCUCAGCCAAGAGCUUUCCAACAUGGGCCCGUUGCCUGAAGAGGUUCAGCCAGUGUUCCGACCAGAGCAGUCAGAGCUUAGCCGACUGCAUGCAGAAUUUUCCAACAUCUUGAAGGCGAUCACAAGCCCAGCUCUUCGAGCGGCGCUGGAGUUGUCUGACAAUAUCAACUCUUCAGUCGACAGGGAAGGAUUGGCAUUGGUAAAGGAAAAUGUCAAGAGGCUCCAAGAUCGACUUACAGCUCGAUUUGAAGCAUACCAGGAUAUGACCAGGCCCGCUGCAAACCUUUUGCAGUGCCUGCGCGUCGGCCUGUCGCUAUAUGAUGCAGCCGCAGCUUCAUCGCUGACAUCGCCUACAUACCAGCUUCUAGAUAUGACGCCGUUCUUCGGAGGCUCGACCUGGGAUGUUACCAUGCAGUCCUCUUUUGAGAAGAACUUUGAAUUCCUCAGCCUUGUCCGAGUUGCUGUGAAUGUUGAAGGAAGCGAAAGUUUCCGACCAGGCAUACGGGAGGCUAUUUUCGAAUGCUUCCACGGGUUUUACGACGAGUGGAGCAAGAAACUUGAAGCAGACCGAAAGGCAGAAGAGACAAAAGGCAGCAUCUACCAGUUCCGCGGUUCCUUGGAAGAUGAGGAGGAAAUCGAUGAACAGGAGUUUAACGAGCUGUUCCCGACGUAUGAUGCCGACAAGGAGACUGUCAGUUUAGGGAACAAGAAGGAUGCUGUUCGCAACAUGUCUCUCAGGGUUGCCGAAGCUCACAGAAAGAUCUUCUUGGACAGAGAGGAUGCUCAAGCCUCGAUUCAAAACUUGAGCAGAGAGGUGGGCAACAGGGUUGCGAAUGAAACCAAAAAUCAGGCAUACCUUGAUCGUGAGCUGAACAACAGAAUGCUUGUAAGCACAACGCUCCUCCUUGACGACAAGCUCAAUGGGCUGCAAACGUCCGAGAAGGACAAGUCGUACAGCUUCUAUACUAGCCCCAACUUGCCCGAAGCCCGACAGCUUGUGAUUCUCAUUGGCAAGAUUAAGGCUAGAUUCCGCGAACUGCAGCUUGUCGAUGAGAUUGGCCACAUGCAGCCGCUAGCAGACGUCAUUCAGAGCUGCAACAACGUGCUUGAGCUCAUCCAUGAAGAUCCCCUAGCCAAGAUCUUACCAAAGGUAGAGCAUCUGCACGCGCACGUUUAUGAAUGGCAAUUCGGCGGGUGGGCGAGCAAGGUGUAUGCUGUUCUGUCGCUCUACAACGCGCUGACAGAUACUAUUGUUCGUUGGCGACGAUUGGAGCUGUCAACAUGGGCCAAUUUAUUCGAAACGGAACAAACAGAAUGCCAAGAGGACGCUUAUUCAUGGUGGUUUAUUGCCUACCAAGUUGUCGUUGCUGUUCCCCUCUCCAUGGUUGAUUCUCCUGCUGAACUGCAAGAGUAUACUGUUUCGCUUAUCCAGAGCUUGGAGACGUACUUUUUGACUUCCAUCGUUGGGCAAUUCGCAACUCGUUUGUCGCUUUUGCGACAACUGCAGAGCCAUCUCCAACUUCUCAUCCAAGACUACCCCAGCCUGACAGUCAUCUACCACGCUCUAACAAAUUUCGUCUUCUACUUUGCCCGUUACGAGAAGGCUGCUGAGGCUGCUAUCCAGAAGGGCCGGGCCUCACUCGAUAAGAAAAUGAAGGAUGUUCUUCUCAUGGCCAGCUGGAAAGAUACCAACAUUAACGCUCUCCGGGAUAGCGCCAAGAGAUCUCAUCAGAAGCUUUUCAGAAUCGUUCGAAAAUUCCGUGGCAUUUUGGGCGCGGAAAUGAAAAUGGUUAUUGAGCAGGGUCUUCCUGACCAGACGACAUCUCAACAAGCAGCUGUGGCAGGCCAAGUUGGCGAAAUCGACGUCCCUGAUGCCGCUGUUGAGUCGCUAAAUGGAGCACUGCCUGGCUGGCUUGAAAAGCACAAACGUCUUGGUAACGUAGUGAAGACGGUAUCUGUGAUGCAGAAAAUCGCAGCCAGCCCUGAAGUCACCAGCUCUGUUCCCCAGUCUUUGGACGCAUAUCUUGCUAGCUUGGAAGAGUCAAUGGCAGAGCUGAAGAAAGAAACCCCGUCAACUCUGACCGACGAGAAUAAAGAGCAGAUCAAACACAUGAAGACUAGGAAGCGCAAGCUAUUUGCCGACACACUACGAGACCUCCGCGGCAUGGGUCUACGGCACAAUCUUGGCCAAGAUAAGUUGGCUGAGCAAGAAUCGUUGUCUGUUGUGCUUGCCUCUACUGCGCCCUUGGUUUUUUCUGAUUCCGGCAUCUUGGGCGAAGCAGAGUAUUAUUUCCACAAGACGCUAGAUCUCGCUCCAAAGGCCCGAAACGCGGCUCGAGAGCAUUCCGAGGAUUUGACUGGCUCUGAGGUCGCGCGAAGCAUUGGCUUCGUGGAAGGGUUUAUUCACUUCGCCCUGUCUCAACGAAACAGCCUCGCGAGCAUCAUGUCUGCUUUUGAAUCACUAAAAAAGGCGAUAUUCCAGUUCCAAGACCUGGGUAAAUUCCAAAGCUUGGGUGGUCUAUCUCGAAGCCAUGGAAUCACCGAUUUGCCCCGUUUCCUCCCAUGGACCGUGCAAGGACUGAAAUUCGCCAUCCAUCUGCUAGGCGUUCACGGCAAACUGGGCAAGCUUGAUCACAGUGCAUUGGUUCAAAAGCUGCAGACGUGGUUGGUUACCGUUGAGAAUCACGCAAAGAGACUGGGCGAAUUGGCCAACCUUCCUGCACUGCUGACGUCCGAUGUCCAUACUAAGCUACACGAGGAUGUGACUAGAGAUUUAACCGAGCUGCAAUCAACUGUUAGCGAGGCUAUUCAGAGCAACCCUGGUGUUGGCUUCAUUCUUCAGCAACUUCGUGUCUGGAGCCAUACGACCAAUGAUCCCAUGGAAGCUCGAGGCCAUGCAAUGGAUCUUUUGGGCUUUGCAGAAUCAGUUUCCACUCUGUGUGACACCGUUUUGGUGGCUGUUGAGAAUGCAAAGAAAGCCGGAGCAGAGAUUCCAAGGAAAGAGGAUGAGGCCGCCUGGUUGAAGAAGCAUAGCGACGCUUAUCUCUCCAUGAUUCAUCAGCUUCGCAUGAAGAACGUUGAGAAGACGAUUGAGCAAUGCAUUCGCGCCUUGCAGAAAAUCGAUCUAGGACAGCCACUGGUAAGCAUGGCUGCAAUGAGUGCCAUUACCGUCGCAUCGCCAAUCUUGAGUCAAUUCGCGGCAUUGUGUGAACAAUCGAUUACGGCCGGUCUAGAUAUUCAUCGCGCUACCGUUAAGAUUGGAUAUGGCAUGACAAAAGCUUUCACGCAAAUCGCUUCACAGGGAUUCUGCACUCCGCAAGAGAAAUCGGACGAGAAAUCAGGUGCCGAGGGCAAGUUGGAAUCUGGCACUGGUCUUGGCGAUGGUGAAGGCGCUGAAGAUAUCAGCAAAGAUAUUCAGGCCGACGAGGACCUUUCUGAGCUUGCACAAGAGGCGAAUAAGGAGAAGACUGGCGAGAUGGAAGAUGAAAAGGACGCAGUCGACAUGGCAGACGAGGAAUUGGAAGGAGACAUGAACAGCGUGGAUGGCGCGGAGGAAGAAGACGAAGACAAGUCUCAGAAGGGAGAUGAGGAAGAGGAAGAGGAUGCUAUGGAUGAGGAGGCCGGUGACGUGGAUGACCUUGAUCCCACUGCCGUCGAUGAAAAGAUGUGGGAUGGCGAUGAUGAAAAGGCUGAGAAAGACCAAGAGGGUGAUAAAGCAAAGGGCCAGAAGCAGGAGGAUGAGCAAAUGGCGACUGAAGGAGAAGCGAAACCGGAAGAUGGGGACCAGGACCAGGACCAAGAUCAAGAUCAAAAGCCUGAUGGCGAAGAACCCGAAGAGCCUGAGGCUGAGGACGUAGGGGCAGAGGAGGAAGACGUGCAGGCCAAGGAGGAGCUGAACCGCCAAGACCAAACAGUGGAAGAGAACGACGCACUGGAGCUUCCUGAAGACUUGGACAUGAAUCUCGACGAAAACGACGCAGAGGGCUCAGAUGAGGAUGACUUGGAUCUCAUGUCGGACAUUGAAGAAGACAAAGAACAAGAAGAGCAACCUAAAGACGCGGAGGCAGUUGAUGAUGAGGAGAUGGAUGAGGACGCAAAGCAACAGGUAGAGCCAGAGACUGCGGUUGAGGAUGAGGUGAGCGAGGCGGAAGAGAUUGAAGAGAACGUCGGCGUGGACGAGAUUCAAGAAGAAGCAGAGCCCGAGCAGGAGGAAGAGAAGAAGGAUGAAGAACAGCCAGAUGAGAGCCAUCCAGACCAGACGCCUAAUCAGCAAGAGGAGACCAAAGCAGACAAGGAGAAUGCGGCACCCAGCGAUGUCAAGAGUUCUGGAAUCGACCAAAACGCAGAUUCCAUGGACGUGGAUGACGAAUUCCAAGCCAAGGCAGCUCAGCAAGAUGAAGGCGACAUGGGAGACGGCGCGGCGGACCAGGAUACGAGCGCUGGCAACAAGGGAGCUACAUCACGGUCGAAGGAGGCGGUAGAUAAGCCCGAAGAGGGCGAUGCUCAAGAAGAGGCUCGCAGUGACCCGUUCAAGAAACUGGGCGACGCACUGGAGAAAUGGCACCGCCAACAGCUUGACAUUAAGGAUGCCAACCCCGAAGAAGACGAGCAGAAGCACGGGCCAGAAGCCGAGGAGCAAGGCCAGCGCGAAUUCCAACACCUAAAGGAUGACGAAGCAGCUGAGGACACUCAGGCUCUCGGCACGGCGGACAACGAAGAGGCACAGCCCCUGGAUGAGUCUAUGGCAAUUGACGAGGAGAAGCAAGACCCAACCAGCCACGUCAUGGACGGAGAUGAAGACGAGAAGGAGGAUGCAGAGCUUGACAAGAUGGACCUCGGUGAGCCAGCAGAGGACGACAAAGAAGCGGGCAUGAAUGACGUGGAUGACAGUCGCACUGGCGUGAAGACAAGACAAGGUGCCUACAACAAGGAGCCUACACCUGAAGAAGAGGAAGAAGAGGACCAGAAGCUCAAGGUCGAAGAGGAAGAGGAAGACGUCCAAGACGCAUCCGCCCAACUCUCGACAACUCACCUUUGGGAGGACCAACGGCCUUUGCGCGACUUUCCCCAGUGCCUUGAGCAGUGGACCGAACUUCAGACCAAGUCCCACAGCCUGUCGCUGUCGCUAACAUCCCAGCUGCGACUGAUUCUCACGCCCUCGCAGUCCACCAAGCUGUCGGGAUCGUUCCGCACCGGAAAGCGACUCAACAUCAAGCGCAUCAUCCCUUACAUUGCGUCGAGCUACAAGCGGGACAAGAUCUGGAUGCGGCGCAGCAUCCCGACCAAGCGGACGUACCAGAUCAUGCUGUGCGUGGACGACAGCAAGAGCAUGGGCGAGUCGUCGUCUGGCGCGCUGGCAAUGGAGUCGUUGGUCAUGGUGUCGCGAUCCCUGACGAUGCUCGAGGCCGGCCAGGUGGGCGUGCUGGGCUUCGGCGCCGACGUCUUCACGGCGCACCAGCUGACGGAUCCCUUUGCUUCGGACGCGGGCGCCAAGGUCCUGCAGCGGUUCUCGUUUGGCCAAGACAGGACGGACAUUGCGCUGCUGAUCCGGCAGACGAUUGACACGUUCCGCACGGCUCGACAGCGGUCGGGCGGAGGAUCGGACCUGUGGCAGCUCGCGCUGAUCCUCUCGGACGGCCUGACGCCGUCGUCGGCCCACGAUUCCAUCCGGCGGCUGCUACGAGAGGCCAUGGAGGAGCGCAUCAUGAUUGUCUUCAUCAUCAUGGACGACACGGGCAAGAAGAAGGGCGACAGCGUGCUGGAGCUCAAGGAGGCCAAGUUUGUCAGCGAGGGGGGCGAGAGCCGGGUCGUGAUUGAGCGGUACCUGGACACGUUCCCCUUCCAGUACUACCUGAUUGUGCAUAAUCUGGAGGAGCUGCCGAGCGCGCUGGCGGGACUGCUGCGGACGUGGUUUGCAGAAGUGGCAUCGUGA
Molecule: messenger RNA, 14868 nt
Organism: Trichoderma aggressivum f. europaeum
Lineage: Eukaryota; Fungi; Ascomycota; Sordariomycetes; Hypocreales; Hypocreaceae
Exons: 2
Coding region: 1-14868 (4955 amino acids)
Biological process (GO): ribosomal large subunit export from nucleus; ribosomal large subunit assembly
Cellular component (GO): preribosome, large subunit precursor; nucleus
Molecular function (GO): ATP binding; ATP hydrolysis activity
Source: RefSeq, a predicted model, not a curated record